Molecule: messenger RNA, 1940 nt
Organism: Oncorhynchus nerka (sockeye salmon)
Lineage: Eukaryota; Metazoa; Chordata; Actinopteri; Salmoniformes; Salmonidae
Product: PDZ domain-containing protein GIPC1-like
Exons: 4
Molecular function (GO): protein binding
Source: RefSeq, a predicted model, not a curated record
CUCACCCCUCUCACCCCUCUCUCCCGGUCCCCCCAACAGCGUAUCAAGGAGGGCAGUGUGGUGGACAAUGUGAAGGUGAUCUCUGUUGGAGACCACAUAGAGUGCAUCAACGGGAAGAACAUUGUGGGAACACGUCACUACGAGGUGGCUCGCAUGCUGAAGGAGCUGCCUAAGGAGCAGAAGUUCACCCUCAAACUGGUGGAGUCCAUGAAGGCCUUCGAGAUGCUGGAGCCGAGGUCGAAGGGAGCCAAGCCGGCCAGUGAGAAUAAGUUGGGGACAGGGAGAGGGACUCUGAGACUGCGCGCCAAAGGACCUGCUACUGUAGAGGAAGUGCCGACAGAGUUUGAGGAGAAAGCAGUGAAGAAGGUGGAUGACCUACUGGAGAGCUACAUGGGUAUCAGAGAUACAGAACUGGCGGCAACCAUGGUGGAGGUGGGUCGGGACAAGAAGAACCCUGAUGAGUUUGCCAUGGCUCUGGACGAGGCUCUCGGAGACUUUGCCUUCCCUGACGAGUUUGUGUUCGACGUCUGGGGCGCCAUUGGAGAUGCCAAACAGGGACGUCUUUAAUGUUUUAACUGAUUACCCAGAUCACCUAGCUUGGUCCAAGACGGCACAAACACAUCUGGGACCAGGCUACCAACCCCUGUUCCAGUGGACAAAUAUCAGCCAGUAGAGAAUGAGGGGUGGGAAUUACCAGGGACCUCACGCAUUGCGAUUCCACACUGUGAUUUUAUUCCAAUUUGAUGUUCCGAACAUAUUGCUCACUAAAUGUCUGCUGCAGAAGGACAAGCUAGAGAAUGAGGAAAUUCGUUUUAAACCAGUCAUUGAAAUAAGUGAUCACUAUGAUAAAGAUGGAAAACAAACUAUAGGAUGGAAAAUACCAGAAUUUUGGCGCAGGUACAUCCGACUAGCGCUAGCUAACACUACCUUUGAAAAUUAAAAAUCGAUACUUAAAGAGUCAAAGUAUCUACAUAAUACGGUCCAAAAUAAUAUUGUGAUAUGGAACUAUCGAUUUUAUUCCCCUAUUGUUAUUAUAUACACCCUCGAAAACAGAAUCACUUAUUGAUCAGUCAUGUCCCACUCAACCUAGUUCUCUGGAAUGCAUCACAAAUGGACACCCUAUUCCCUACAUAGUAGACUACUAUAGACCAGAGCCCUAUUCCCUACAUAGUACACUACUAUAGACCAGAGCCCUAUUCCCUAUAUAGUGCACUACUAUAGACCAGAGCCCUAUUCCCUACAUAGUGCACUACUUGGCACCCUAUUCCCUAUAUAGUGUACUACUAUAGUCCAGAGCCCUAUUCCCUAUAUAGUGUACUACUAUAGUCCAGAGCCCUAUUCCCUACAUAGUGCACUACUAUAGUCCAGAGCCCUAUUCCCUACAUAGUGCACUACUAUAGUCCAGAGCCCUGUUCCCUACAUAGUGCACUACUUGGCACCCUAUUCCCUAUAUAGUGUACUACUGUAGUCCAGAGCCCUAUUCCCUACAUAGUGCACUACUAUAGUCCAGAGCCCUGUUCCCUACAUAGUGCACUACUUGGCACCCUAUUCCCUAUAUAGUGUACUACUAGACCAGAGCCCUAUUCCCUACAUAGUACACUACUAUAGACCAGAGCCCUAUUCCCUAUAUAUUGCACUACUAUAGACCAGAGCCCUAUUCCUUACAUAGUACACUACUAUAGACCAGAGCCCUAUUCCCUACAUAGUACACUACUAUAGACCAGAGCCCUAUUCCUUACAUAGUACACUACUAUAGACCAGAGCCCUAUUCCCUACAUAGUACACUACUAUAGACCAGAGCCCUAUUCCCUACAUAGUACACUACUAUAGACCAGAGCCCUAUUCCCUACAUAGUACACUACUAUAGACCAGAGCCCUAUUCCCUACAUAGUACACUACUAUAGACCAGAGCCCUAUUCCCUACAUAGUACACUACUAUA